This is a messenger RNA of Trypanosoma brucei brucei TREU927, 3087 nucleotides long. Its product is annotated as prolyl oligopeptidase, putative. The transcript has a single exon. The record is from RefSeq and is a predicted model, not a curated record. NCBI's taxonomy places the organism in Eukaryota, Euglenozoa, Kinetoplastea, Trypanosomatida, Trypanosomatidae. The coding region runs from base 1 to 3087 and encodes 1028 amino acids. Gene Ontology annotation, biological process: proteolysis. Gene Ontology annotation, molecular function: serine-type endopeptidase activity.
AUGUCAGCCUCCUCAGAGCAUAGUGAACCCGACAUCGUUCAACCCCCCAAGUAUGGGCGUGUAGAAUACCGAAUGGAGCAUUUUGGCGAUGUCCGCACUGAUCCGUACCAUUGGUUGCGGGAUGGACGGAGUUCGGAGGUGCGGAAACUACUUAGGCGCGAGAAUGCACAUAUGGAGUCUGCCUUCGCCGCAUAUGGUGGAAAGCGUCUGAGUCGUACGCUGUAUAAUCAAAUGCGGGCUCGAUGGAAAGAAGAUGAAGCAUCCCUUCCUUACCGUGACCGCAGUUAUUGGUACUAUUCACGUACCGUGCCGAAUGCCGAUCAUCCAUUGUUCUGCCGUCGUCCCGUCUCGGUGGACUCGGGGACAUUUGUGGAGGAGGUUGCGCACCUGUGGGCCCAAGACCCCCAUGCACCGCUUCCUGCUUACGAAGAUGAGGUUGUGUUUUUCGACUUGAAUCUUUUUGCCCGCGAGCUCAGACUCGACUACGUUGAGUUGGGUGACAUGGAAGUGUCGCCGGACGAGCAGCAGCUGGCGGUUACCGUUGACUGUUCCAGUGGCCGCGAGGUGUUCACAAUAUUCAUUGUAGAAAUAACAAAUGUUAAUUAUGAGCAGUGGCUCCACCAACACUCAGAGUUAGGCCGCGCUUGGGCGGUUGCCAUGGCGCAGUCAAAGCUGUCCAUAUACAACUCACCCACGAGCGCCCUCCCAAGGUAUUCCAGCUCAAAAUCAUUUUCGGCGGCGGAUGAUUAUACCUCCCGGACUUCGAGGAAAAGUGUUUCUACCGGAGAUAUUGUGGAUGCGUUUCAAUCCGCCCCAUCAUCAUCUCAGUUUACCUCAGGUGCCGGGGAUGUGAGCGUCGGUGGUUCGGAGAGGGGGUCGACUAACGCUUUUGUAACUUCUGCUGACGCUUUCUUUGCGGCUAGUGCAUUCAGUCGAAAACCAGCUCCGUCACACAAGGUGAAACGGCGCAUUGACGUUUUCGACGCUACCGAUGAGGUGCUGUGGCUUUCCUCCACGACGCUACUGUACUUGGGUCUUGAUAGUAGGAUGCGUUCCCACCGAGUUAUCUUUCAUGACCUCGCUGCGGAUGAAGAUUCCCCACAUUCAGACGUUAUUUGUUAUGAGGAGCCCAACGAAGCUUUUUGGGUCAGUUCGUUGUGCUAUUCUGCGGAUGAUAGAUUUGCAAUGUUCACUACCUCCAGCUCUGGUAGCACACAGGUAUACGUUAUGCCGUGUGAUGAGGGAAAGAAGCGGUGGGUGAGCGGUGUUCCUGUUGUUCACUGUGGCUUUGCAAGUGGUGGAGACAGUGACGACAUUCGGAGUAACGGUGGUCCCACAUGCAGUACUUCUCGUACCGCUUCUAUUCAUACCACCCGCAGCAACGCUGAUUUUGUUGGAGGGGGGCAUGCCAGUGCCGCAGUACAUCGAUUCACUGAUCGAGCCGAGGAUGUUGACCUUGAUCUUGAUCACCACAGUUCACUUUUUGGGGAAGCCAUCGGUGCAUGGGUGAUUGUUAUAACCAGUUUAAAGCGGGGUAGCGGUCAUUGGCGUGUGGCUUACGUGCUUGAUGAUAAAAUGUUGUGGGAUGAAAGCCAGAACCUUUCACUUUGCGAAUCCACCAUGUGGCAAACUCUCUUCACAUACGACCCUCAGAUUUUUGUCGAGGGUGUGGAGUGCUGGCGAGAUUACUUGCUUCUCAGUGUUCGCCAAGCAGCAUCUUCCACAGUACUGUUGCUUCCUGUGCGAAAGUUGUGGAGUCAUUGGUUAGACAAUAGGGAUUCCGGAAGCAGCUGCCUCCCGCCUCUAUCGGUGCGCCACGAUGCACUCGAUCUCCGGGCUGUGGUUUGCUACCCGCUUGUAAGUGUGAGCAAUGUGUGCUUUUCUAUUGAGAAGUUUUACCAGAUGCAGUGGCGAGAGCAAGAGCGACAAGAGUUUGAAGGGGGACUCGGGGAAUCAGACUGCGUCCACUUUGUGCGGAGUUGCGCGGGCGAUGAUGUUUUUGACACACGAACGUGGCGCCUCGUCGUCGCUCAUCCCACAAUCCCGAGUGUAACGUUUUCUUGCACGUUAGGUGGUGUUGAGGAGGGCGAGAUGUCCCUUUCUGUCAAGAAGUUGUAUCAGGUUCCUGUUGGUGGGACGCCCUUCUGUGCUGAUGAUUAUGACGCGACGAUUGUUUGGGUUCCAUCGGACUAUGGUUUUCGAUCCGACUUGUUGUUACAAAUGUUGCCCACGAAGGAGCCUUCCGAUGUUGUAGGUAUCCCGGUUUAUCUCUGCUGGAAGAAAUCACUUCUAGAGAGGGGUGGGAAUCCUAUGUUCCUUACUGUCUACGGUAGCUACGGCGAAUGUUGUGAUGUUGACUUCGAGUCCGAGCGACUGGCGCUACUCGACCGGGGAUUUGUAUGGGGGGCCGCUGCCGUACGGGGUGGUGGGGAAUUGGGGACCGGGUGGCGAGUUGCGGGCCGCAAGUUACAGCGGGGAACGACUGUGAAUGACUUCGUUAGCGUAGCUUCGUUCAUGCAAAAGACGGGAUGGUGUGCCGACGGCCGAUUGGUGGUUUCUGGUGCCUCUGCUGGUGGCUUUGUUGUGACGGCCGCUAUGAAUAUCGCCCCUCAUUUGUUCUUGGCGGUCGUUGCAUCCGUUCCUUUCGUUGAUUGUCUCACGACGCUUCUUGACCCCACGCUUCCCCUAACGGUCAGUGAGUGGGAGGAAUUUGGGAAUCCCCUUGAAGAUGCUGAGGCAUACAGUAUCAUUCGUGCGCUUUCGCCCAUGGAUAAUAUACCUCCCCCGGGAGUGGCGCUCCCACAUAUCAUGAUGCUGACUGCUUGGCAUGACACCCGUGUUGGGUAUUGGGAGUCCCUUGCAUUCGUAGCGCGUUUGCGCGAGCGUCGAGAGAAGGAAAGAGCCAGUCGAGGUAAUACAAGUAUGUGUGAUGGUAAACCCUGUGCUGAAAGGGCAAUUUUGCAUUAUUGCGACUUUGCUGUCGGCCACGGCGGGGCGACAGGUCGAUAUCAGCGGCUGAAGGAAGUUGCGCGCGAGUAUGCUUUUGUCGUACUCGUUCAAGAGGCUGCUGAGCAGUCUAGCACAUAG